AUGAAUGAACAAAUACUGUUUGACAAUUUCCCUUUAACGUUUUUAAACAAGGAUGCGAAUGAAGAUUAUGAAGACAAGAAUGAGAAGACAUAUCGUGAGAAAAUAAAAAACAUUAUAGAAGAUUUGAAAUCGUUGCGUAUAGAAAUAAAUGAAAAGUAUUCCAUACGAAAUAUGUUAGAAGAAAAAUUAACUUUAUUACAAAAAGAAGAACAAACAAAAGAGAAUAAUAUGAAAUACAUAAUGAAUUUUAGUGAGCAUAAUAUAUACGAAAGAGAAGUUUUAAAUUAUCAGAAAACUAUUGCACAUUUAAAAAAACAAAUACAAACAAGUAAUAGCAAGAUCAAAUUAUUAUUAGAAAAAGAAUUUAAAGUAAGAAAACAGCUACAAAUAAAUUAUAUGAAUUUAUAUGAUAUCUUAAAUGAAAGAAUUGAAUAUAUUGUUCAUAACUAUGUAAAACAUAGAAAAUGUUCAUGUGCAAUAUAUGCUUACCAGCAAGAGAAAAAGGAAGAACAGUCCUAA
Molecule: messenger RNA, 519 nt
Organism: Plasmodium adleri (nom. inval.)
Lineage: Eukaryota; Apicomplexa; Aconoidasida; Haemosporida; Plasmodiidae
Product: conserved Plasmodium protein, unknown function
Exons: 1
Coding region: 1-519 (172 amino acids)
Source: RefSeq, a predicted model, not a curated record